Molecule: messenger RNA, 2027 nt
Organism: Bactrocera tryoni
Lineage: Eukaryota; Metazoa; Arthropoda; Insecta; Diptera; Tephritidae
Product: facilitated trehalose transporter Tret1-like
Exons: 7
Coding region: 377-1783 (468 amino acids)
Biological process (GO): carbohydrate transport; transmembrane transport
Cellular component (GO): membrane
Molecular function (GO): sugar transmembrane transporter activity
Source: RefSeq, a predicted model, not a curated record
AAUAAGCUCGCAAUUUACAACAUUAUGUACAUAUUUAUCAUCUCCGCUAAGUUUUUGUUAACAAAAUUGUGAGAACGUAAAAGUGAAAGUGCCCACAAAAAACAAUGGCACUGAUAAGAAAGUACGUUUUGCAAUAAUCCAUUUAUAUUAUAACAGAAACAGAAAAGUCGUAGUAAAAAAUUGUGCGACUUCACUGCUGGUGAGCACGUACUUGGCGGCGAAAGUGCCAGAGCAGAGCGCAAAGGACAAGCUGAGCAAUAAGUUGAAGGAAAGCAGGAGCGAUUACAGAAGUGAAAAUUCGCGAAAAAUAUUUAUGAGAUAAUUUUGUAUAAAAUACAUAUUAGUUAAUAGUUAGAAGAAAAGUACAAAAGCAAAAAUGGUGAGGAAGCAAGGAUUAACAAUUUUCAGCAAACGUUAUCGCAUGCAGAUUUUGGUAACACUUGCAGCUCACAUAAUGACGCUUUCCCAUGGCAUUGGUCUUGGCUGGCUCUCGCCAACACUCUUAAUAUUGCAGUCUCCACGAAGCCCUUUAGAAUUCAAAGUUGCCGUUGAAGAUGUGUCCUGGAUUGGUUCGAUUUUCGGUUUGGGUUCACUUACCAGUAACAUAUUCUUUGGCCUCUUGGCGGCUCGCAUCGCAAGGAAGACAAAUAUGUACCUCUUGGCGAUACCACAUAUGCUCUUUUGGAUCCUUAACUAUUUUGCACAGAGUGUCGAGUAUCUCUACGCAUCGCGUUUCUUUGCGGGGCUAACCAGCGGUGGACUCUAUGUCAUUGGGCCUGUCUUUAUUAGUGAGAUUUCAGCUAAAGAAAUACGCGGCGCACUCACCUCGUUGGCAAUGAUGUUCUACAGUUGCGGCAUUCUAAUUGGCUUCAUACUGCCCUCUUACCUCGAUUAUCAUCUUAUACCAUGCAUCGUCAUUUUCCUAUCCAUAAUAUACUUUGCUGUAUUGUCCCUUUUUCCGGAUACACCCGGGAGUCUCUUGGAACGAGGUCAGCUGGAAGAAGCAGAGAAAGCUUUCAAUUUCUACAAUAACAUUGAUAGAAAGGUUACUGUAAGAGAAUUGUGCGUCAAUGAACUGCAAACGUCGACAGCGAUAAGUGAUUUUGAGGAGCUCAAGGCGUCAAAAUUAAAAGGAGGGAAAGCCACGUCCAUCACUUUGCAAGACUUUUUCAACAAGUCGGCUUUAAAGAAAUUUGCGAUCGCUUUUGUACUCUGCUUACAAAAUCAGUUUUCGAGCAGUUUCGCUUUCGUAAAUUAUAUGUCGCAUAUAUUUGCUGAAUCCGGUUCAACAUUAAAUCCACAGGACUGUACGAUCUUUGUGGGUGUGGUGCAGAUAUUGUGCACACUAUUGGCUUCUAUUUUGGUUGAAAAGUUUGGUCGUAAAACACUAAUGUUGACCUCGACCGCUGGCAUGGCGCUUGGCAUGUUCGGCUUUGGUGCAUUCGUACAGUUCACCGAUGACGCAACAAAAGCCGAAUACAAUUGGGUUCCACUGGUGGCGGUUGCUUUUGUCACCGCAACAGCCUCUUUUGGCGUAAUCUCGCUGACCUUUACGAUAAUUGUGGAAAUACUGCCGGCAAAGAUUCGUGCUCAGGCUCAGUCGAUUGCAAUGAUGUUUUGCAGCAUUAUGGUCUUCAUCACGCUGAAGUUGUAUCCAUAUUUUCUCUUCAAUCUGGGCAUAUCGAUCACAAUGUAUUCGUGCGCCAGCUCGUGUGUGUUCACCGGAGUUUACUUGCUCAUAUUUCUGCCAGAAACGAAGGGCAAAUCAAUGGCGAACGAUUGAGAAACUAAUUAAGUUAUUAAUUAAUUAAUUGUUACGGAAGUUUGUUGAAUACGAAAUAGAGACUUUUAAUCUUUAAAUACAAGUAGCUUAGUAGCUUUGUGUGAAAAAACGACAUCAUAGAGUUAGACCACGAAAAAGCAUCGCGUGCUUAAUAACCUAAAAGCUAAUAUUAAUAAUUUGAAAUAACCAAAAUGCAGUUGUUAUAGCAGAUCCUAUUAAAAACAUAUCACUGCUUACCAAAAGA